Molecule: messenger RNA, 1377 nt
Organism: Entrophospora candida
Lineage: Eukaryota; Fungi; Glomeromycota; Glomeromycetes; Entrophosporales; Entrophosporaceae
Source: the annotation of a GenBank genome assembly
AUGAUAAUUUUAGCAAGAAUUAUUAUAUUCUUAAUUUCUUUAUCAUUAUCGCUUUAUUCAUUAUUUGUCGCCACAGUAACCUUUAGAGAUCUAAAUUUUACGCUUACAAUUACACAUCUGAGUAAACCAAUAAUAAUCGGAUACGGUAUAAUUCUUGUUCUAAUUGCACCUUCUGGUUUAUGGGGAAUUGUUGGAUCUAUCUUGACUAUUUUUCCAUUUGUCAAUAAAGAUCAAGUCAUAAACGAUUGUUUGGGUCCAGCUACUAUGAGUGAUGUAGAUACUGCUGCUACGAAUUGUCAGAAUGAUUUUGAUUUCAAUCAAAGAGUGAGUUGGAUAAUCUUUGGAGGUCAAGAAGUUAUAUUGGUUAAUAAUAAUAAAACGAAGAAGGAUAAAAAGUCUAAAAAAUCCAAGAAACUAUCUAAUGAUGAUAAUACAAUUGAUCAAGAUACAGCGAGAAAUUAUAAUCCACAAAACUCAACACAAUUAUAUCAAGAUCUAAACUCAGUUUCCAAUCUUUAUCCCAACAGUUCAAAUCCAACUCCCAAUUUUUAUCCCAAUAAUCCAAAUCCGCCUCCUGCAUCGUUGUAUCAAAAUCAUGGUCAUGUUCGUACUCAUAGGCGUUCAAAAAGUAAUCCACAAUUAAGACCUUUACCUAAACCACCAGGUGCGGACGAAUCUCAAAUCCCACAGAUCCCACAAAUCCCAAUAAUACCAAAUUCAUCAUCAAUAAUUCCUAUUCAACCACUGUCUACACCAAUACGGCAACAGCAACUAUUUCAACAAUUUCCAGAUCAUCAUCAACGGCCAAAAAUUAACGAUUCUCGAUAUGUUUCGCAAAUGCCCAAGAGAUCUUCUACGAGUAGUCGCUUUCACCAACCAUUUCCUCCGCUAGUUGUUGAUCAAAACUUACCUUACCAGUCACUUCGCUCAAACUCUUUACCAAGUGUUUAUAAACCAAAAGAAUUAUUUGAACAAGAAUUAAGCGUUGCUCCUCCUGUUCCUUCAAUUUCAGGUAGUUCAGGGGAUAAUAAUGAACAUUCGAUUCCUGAUAGUUUAAUACCUGGUGCUUUAUCAUCGCUAGAGAACGGUAGUAAAACCGCUCUUGAGCGUUUCAUUCACACUUACGGUAAUGUCACACCUGAAAGUCCAUCAUUCAGACAUUCUGAUGUACAACCAUUACCAAAACCUAAAUCCAAUGAUGAUGAGGAUGUUAAUAACGAUGUUACUGAUAAAAAUAAUGAAAAUAAUUACGAUAAUAAGAAUAGUAUUAAUAAUAGUAUUAAUAAUAGUGACAAUGCUAAAAAUGUUAAACGUCUCCGUCCAAAAUCUGCUCAUUCUGUUAAAGGUGAGGCAAGUCCAAAAUUUAAUGUUCCUUCG